AGUGCGUUGUCGGCAUCGCACACCACAGCGAUGGGACGCAUAAGAACCAAGUCGAAGAGAACGAUACCGACAGUCACCAAUGCUCCGGCAUCAACCCCUUUGACAGCGACGACACAAGUACCAUCUAUCCAAUCAUUGCUCUCAAAAGCACAGGAACUGAUUGUGCAAUGCGAUUAUGACCUUGCAAGAAAAUUCAUCCAGAGAGUAUUGGUACGAGACGGGGAUGGGGCGGCUGGUGCAAGCAAAACAGACAGGUCACAGGCUCGGGAGAUGCUAGGAGUGGUACUAUUGGAACUUGGGGAAGUUGAUAAAGCGCGAGAGACUUUUCUUGCAUUGUUUCCUCCACAUCCCGAUGCCCCUUCAAUACCUCCACCGUCAGCUCACUUAUAUCUCGCCCAACUGAGUGAAGAAGAUCCUCAUGGCGCUCUCAAUCACUAUCAAGCUGCAGUAGAAAUACUGCAGGUGCAACUUAAAGGCAAAGAACCUGCACGAAAUGCAGAUCGUAGUGCGGACGAUGAUGAAUCAGAGAUACGAAGUAAUAUCGUUCGUGCGUAUGCUGGGAUGGUGGAGAUCUGGAUGGAUCCAACGUAUGAUCUCUGCUUCGAUCCCAGCGCCGAGAAAACUUGCGAGAACCUAUUGGAGCUUGCCCUACAGGCAGAUCCGGGUAACCCGGAGGCUUUGCAGACCCUUGCCUCUGUUCGUAUGUCGCAGGAGCGCCCUGAUGAUGCCAAGGCGUGUAUUGAGCAGGCAUGGCUUAAAUGGAAAGACCUUGAACUCGAUGAUCCACUCAUGCCACCUCUACCUUCUCGUCUUGCAACUGCCAAGCUCUUCCUUGAACUAUCACUUUUCACACCUGCAUUACUUGUCCUACAAGGUGUGCUCGCAACCGACGACCAAGAGGUCGAAGCAUGGUAUCUAGAAGGGUGGGCAUUUUUCCUCAUGGCUGAGCAAGCGCGGGAGACAGGUCAAUCUAUCGAAGGGCUGAGUUGGGAGGAACUUGCGAAGGACUCCAGAGACUGCUUGGAAUCAUGUCGCAAUUUACACAUGAGUCAAGAGCACCCAGAUAGUCAGCUUCUGGAGCACGCGAUGGAAUUGAUUGGAAAUUUGGACAAGCUUGGGAUCCAGCCCUCUCUCCCUGGUGAAGCUGAGGAAGAAGAUGAAGGCUGGGAAGAUGACAGCGAGGACGGUGAUAGGGAUGGAGACGUUGAAAUGGCUUAGUUGCUAUCUAGAGGUUUCAACACUAAAAAUGCUGAACUCCGAGUCUCAAAUGCAAUUGGCAUGCAUGCUAUAUAGACACCCCAAAUGCUCUGGGCUUCGCUGUAUAAACAAUAUCAAAAGUACUUUACACCACCAUCAAUGUCGUUACCGUUUCU
Molecule: messenger RNA, 1373 nt
Organism: Serpula lacrymans var. lacrymans S7.9
Lineage: Eukaryota; Fungi; Basidiomycota; Agaricomycetes; Boletales; Serpulaceae
Exons: 5
Coding region: 31-1218 (395 amino acids)
Molecular function (GO): protein binding
Source: RefSeq, a predicted model, not a curated record